This is a messenger RNA of Daldinia caldariorum, 1152 nucleotides long. RefSeq lists its product as uncharacterized. The transcript has 2 exons. The record is from RefSeq and is a predicted model, not a curated record. Lineage: Eukaryota; Fungi; Ascomycota; Sordariomycetes; Xylariales; Hypoxylaceae. Bases 1 to 1152 code for a protein of 383 amino acids.
AUGUCGACGACGUACAUACUAGGCUCUAUCAACGAGAGCCGUGGGACAACCUACGACUUCUCAUCAGAAGAUCCCCUCGCCGACAUCCCACCCUCUAAGCCAUCUAUAGCACAUAUCAUAUAUCCCCAUUUAACAUGGUCGACGCUGUGGUUUACGUUACUAUGUUUUUUCGUCGUAUUAAACAUAAAGAAUAUGCCAUUUAUGUGGCAUCUUCGACUCGUCAAUGCUUUCCGUUUUAUCCUACGAACGCAGCGGCCAGCCGUGCCGCUCAAGCCGGCUCACAUCUUCCAGCCAAUCAUCACAUCCUCAACAGCGCAACUCAUGGAGAUCGACUUCAACAUGCACAAAUCUAAUUCGUCCUAUUUCUCGGACGUUGACAUCGCACGAACACACCUAGUUUGCACACUGUUCGCGAAUGGCAUCGAGCAGAUGCGCGGUGGGACCGCUGCAUACACAGGGUCCAAGCAGCCCGUCUUCGGCCUUGCGCUCGGCGCCGUAUCAUGCAACUUUAAACGCGAGCUACGCCCAUACGAAGAGUACGAAAUGUGGUCCAAGAUCCUGACCUGGGACGAGAAAUGGAUCUACAUCGUAACCCACUUCGUCCGCAAGGACGCCGCGAAGCCAAAAAUUUACUCGUUGUAUCCCGAACAGUCUCCGAGCCUGAGUCGACGGAACAGCACUACUACAGCGUCGGAUGAGGACCUACUACGCCGUUCUAGCGACAACGGCGUAUCUAGUAACAGUAAUAGCAAUAGUGACGCGAGUCACGAGGCCAACAAUAACAAUGACAACAGCAACAAGCCAGAGAAACAUAUUUUCGCCACAGCCCUGAGCAAAUGCGUCUUCAAGUCCGGCCGUAAGACCGUGUCACCAGAACUGAUGCUACAGAUGUCCGGCCUAUUACCGUCGGGUAAUGGUGCCGAGGCGAAAGCGUCGUUCGACGAGGCCGCGCUAGAGGAAAUCGAGGCGCAGAGGCGAAGCGGGCUCGAGACCGCGCAGCUCCUCGCCGGCCAGACUCAGCAGAACCUCGAAGCGGAGUUCGCGGGCGCGGGCUGCGAGGCCCUGGGCAGACACACGGACGGCGCAGGCAUAGUUGGGGUAGUCAACACGCUCCUGCAGCUCGCGCGCCUGAAGAAGACACAGUUAUUAUGA